Didymodactylos carnosus is the source of this 1623-nucleotide messenger RNA. The record is from the annotation of a GenBank genome assembly. NCBI's taxonomy places the organism in Eukaryota, Metazoa, Rotifera, Eurotatoria, Philodinida, Philodinidae.
AUGUGCUCAAUAAUAAAAUAUUUAAAUAUUAUUCAAUCUGAAAAUACUAUCUUAACUUAUUCAUUAUUAUUAUUAUCAUUCAUUGUUAUCGAAAUUCAAUCGGCAUCACUAUCAAAUAAUAUGACUGUUAAACAAUUAAUUCAUAAUACGAACGAUGAACACUAUAGUCCGUUAGAAACGGUCGUAAAAGCAGCUCGUCUAAACAGAAUUCAUACGCCUACUUCAUCGUGUGGUGGAUCACAUUAUGACGAUGAAGAAGAAAAUAUUGUUGUAUCAAGAUUUCGACGACAUAAUCAUGCAAUACCAGCAAAUGAACCAUCAGAAACAAAUUUCAAUGAUGCACUACGUUUAGUCAAACAAGCUAUACCAGACGGUGUUGUAAAUCAUUUUAGAGGAGGUGAAAAUUCUGGUGUUACAUCGGUUCGUGCUAGUAGAAAUCAACUAGAUUCGUUUACAAGAUUGUUAUUACAGCGUUUAAGAAUCAAGAGUCCACCAAAUGUAUCGGCUUAUAAUGGUAAAUCAUCGAUACCUGAUGUGAUGAUAAAACAAUUAGAAUUUCAACAAACAAAUCCAUUACUACAAAAAGAUGCUAAUCCUAGUUUUGUGGAAGAUUUAACGAAGUAUGAACGUAUUCUAAUACCAGGCCAACAAUUUUUUAAUCAUUCAUGUGAAAAACGAUUGCGAGAACAUGGUUUUCCAACGAAUGAUAUUGAAUGUUAUCAAUUUUUGAAACAAAAACAAAAAAAUGCACCAUUACCAAGAGACCAAGAGAUUAACGCCAUAAAAUUAUACAUAAAAAGUGGUUAUUUUCAUAAUCCAAAUAAAAAAUUAACACCAGACAUGUUUAAAAUAUACAAAAUAUUUCGUCCUGUACCAAAUGAAUCAGUAGCUUAUAGCGAAAAAUUAAUAAGUUCAUUAGGAAAAAUAAAAAGUUCAAGAAUUAUUAUAUCAGAUGUGAAACGAGUUAAAGACUGGUAUGAAUUAACAUUUAGCAAACCGAAUUUGAAAUCUAUUUAUGAUAGUCUAAUAUAUUUGCCCUCUGGUAUUGCCAUAAGUAAAGAUUUAUCAUUAAUACCACACGGAUAUCCAUUAUAUUCACCCUAUUCUGAUGAUUAUAUAAGUAACAAUAGAAUUAAUAGUGAUCAUGAAAAACAACAAGAUCCUGCUGAUGCUGAAGAAAAGCAUUAUAGUCCUUAUUUAUAUGUGGAAUAUGGUGAAAAAACGGACAAAUCUCAAUCUCGUAUACGACGUUCAUCAGUAAAUCAACCCACAUGUUCAUCAUCAAGUCCAUGUUGUCGCCGUUCAUUAACAUUAGAUUUUAGUAAUUCACGUUCAUUGAAUUUUAUCAUUCAUCCUCGAGUGUUAGAUAUUGGUGAAUGUGUUGGACUAUGUAAUUCAACAUCAAUAAAAACGUCGCAUAUGAAAAAUUCACCACAACAAAAUUUAUUAGCAUUAAGUGAAACACAUGCCGGUGUGAAUCAUCAAUGUUGCUCGUAUGCGAGAACAGGUGGUCUCGAAUUAUUAUAUGCAACAGAAGAUAAAUCGAUUGUUAGACAAUUUAUACCAAAUAUGAUCGUUGAAACGUGUCGAUGUUUAUUACCAGCAAUAAUUUCACAAGUUUGA